This is a messenger RNA of Paramormyrops kingsleyae, 1984 nucleotides long. RefSeq names its product short coiled-coil protein b (gene scocb). The record is from RefSeq and is a predicted model, not a curated record. Gene Ontology annotation, cellular component: trans-Golgi network. Lineage: Eukaryota; Metazoa; Chordata; Actinopteri; Osteoglossiformes; Mormyridae.
UUCCUUGACUGGGCUUGUUAAUACUGAGAUUUAUUAAGUUGGAAAGGUGGCGCGGCGUUUUUUAUGGCAUUUCUCCAUGGCUGCACUUUACGGCCCUCUGGUGGAGAGACUGGUAAUCGGGGCGGAGGAAGCGGCUGAUUAAUCCCGGACGGAAAGCUUCGCAGCGCUGGGCGGCUGAGCGUCGCCCCGGGAUCCGAUUCAGCCCGGGUCGGCUCAACCAAACACAAUAACAAACAAACUAAUAAUAAUAGUAUUAAUUAAUAUUAGAAUAAAACUCUGCAGACAAGCUUCUCUAGGCCAUCGUGAUGUCACUCUAAAAGGUCACCUUUUUAAAUGUCCUGGGAAGCUUGGGAGAACAGAACUACAGUUCUGCAUCUGAAAGAGGAGGAAGAAGAGGAGUGCUUCAGUGUGAAGUCCAAAAUGGAUGGUGAUGUGGAGAAUCAGGUGGAGGUGGAGGAGAAAACACGGCUCAUCAACCAGGUCUUGGAGCUUCAGCACACUCUGGAAGACCUCUCUGCACGGGUGGAUGCAGUGAAGGAGGAGAACCUGAAGCUGAAGUCUGAGAACCAGGUGCUGGGACAGUACAUCGAGAACCUCAUGUCGGCCUCCAGCGUCUUCCAAACCACCGAUACGAAGGGCAAACGAAAGUGAGGUGCUGUGCCCCUUACCUACAGCCCCCUCUGGCAACACGGCCAUGUUUACACUGUCAGUACCUUAAACAAGACGCCCUUGAAGCUCUGUCGGUUGUUCUAAGGUUCGGUCGGGAAGCUUUCCUGCUUUUUUUUUUUUUUGUUUUGGUUUGAUCUGCGAGUUGCGCUUUUGGAGAACGCUUUUUUAAUAAGGCAUUCAGCUUAUGAACCUGACAGGAAUAAGCUUCGAUUAUAGUGUUUUACUGGCUGAUAUUUUAUGAACAUUGGUUAUUUCCAGAAUGUUGAAAGGGCCUCCUUCGACAAUGGGCAAAUUUAUACAAGGGAAAAAAAAACCACAUUUCAUAUCAGGAAGCCAGUCUAUUCUGCCUUAACUAUUAUUAGUUAACUAGUAUUGUUUCACUCAACUGUAAAGUUUCACUGUAUUGUAGCAUCAUAUAUGCAGUGCAUUUUUCAAAUACACCCUCUUAAUAAGUGUUACUGACUUAAUGAGAAGAAGCACAGACACAACAUGAGUAAGCACCUUUGUUUUAUAAUAUUCCCUCCCUUGGUCAAUGGCUCUGGAAGGUAUAUAAAGUGACUUAGGUUAAGAGUGCCAGUGUUAGCCUCAUGUAAGCGGACAUGCAGCAGAGCUUGCACAGGAAACCCGAAUCACGUCUGUGGACAAGACAGUAGAAAUGAGCUUGUAAAACUCUGAUAGCACAAUGUGUGUAAUUAUGGGGAAGUAUCACAUCAGUGAAGCACAUUAGACCUCAGCAGAGAGGAGUCUGGACUGGAACAGGAUUUUGGUUACGUUUUAUUCUAAGUGCAGUACAUCAAGGACUUGGGCUGUUUCCUGUCCUGCCUCUGCUCACAGAUACCUACAGACGAACUGAACUAACAUAUGGGACUAACAGUCUGGGGUAGUGCUGUGUAUUCCUCAUUUCCGAUUGCUAUUGUUUGAUCGAGUGAUCAUGGAUCCGUUGCUCAUGUAUUCUGCAGGGCAUCUCUUAAACAAUGAAUUUUUUUAAAGAAAGUUUAACCUUUUUCUGGCGAGCUCUGGUUUGUUCCUGAUGAGGUAAAACAGCCUUUUUGGAAAAGGGAAUUGUGCGAUAGUUUGUGCCAUUUUGUGUAGAUCUAAUUUAUUUCAUAUAUUGAACAUUUUUUUUAUUAUUUGCUUAAUUUACACAUGUAGCAUUUACUAACAUCGUAAUGCCUUGCUUUCUGUACAGUUGUAUUCCAUUUUGGUAUUUUGUUUUAUUAAAAAAAAAAUUUUUCCUUUUGUGCCAGCUGGAAUCGUGUUUUAAUCGUCGACAUUAUAUCCAAUGCAUUAAAUAAACAAAAAAUGAAAAGAUAAA